This is a messenger RNA of Dioscorea cayenensis subsp. rotundata (Guinea yam), 1790 nucleotides long. RefSeq names its product glucan endo-1,3-beta-glucosidase 14-like. The transcript is spliced from 3 exons. The record is from RefSeq and is a predicted model, not a curated record. The coding region runs from base 114 to 1511 and encodes 465 amino acids. Gene Ontology annotation, cellular component: plasma membrane. NCBI's taxonomy places the organism in Eukaryota, Viridiplantae, Streptophyta, Magnoliopsida, Dioscoreales, Dioscoreaceae. Gene Ontology annotation, biological process: carbohydrate metabolic process. Gene Ontology annotation, molecular function: hydrolase activity, hydrolyzing O-glycosyl compounds.
GACAAUGUUCUCCUUCCUUCCUUCCUUCCUUCCUUGCUUCAUAUCUCUACCGCUGCUACUGUUGUUGCUGUUUCUCCCACUACUCCAUCGUCGUUCCUUGCUUUCCUUCAUGGAUGGGGUUGGAGUUGUUCCGUUGUGGCUGCGUCCGGUUCGGGGCAAGAAUCCAGCUCUCCUGUGCCGUGCCAUUGCGUAUUCCUAUUGCCCCAACCCAGAAGCCACCCUUCUCCUUCUCAACACCUGUUCCUCCCCUUCAUAUCCCUUUCAUCCUCCUUCCAUUUCUUGGACCACGCUGCCGCAACAUGGAGCCUGUUUGGACUUGUUCUUCCUUACGCUCUUUCCUCCCCUUCUGCUUCCUCUCCUUCAUUCUUUAUCUUGAUUUCGGAGGGGGUGUGAUGGUUCAAGCAUUUGUUGGAACGUUUGGGGUUAAUUAUGGAAGGGUUGCUGAUAACAUUCCUACACCUGAAGGAGCUGUGACCCUUUUGAAAGCUGCAAAAAUAAGGAAUGUGAAGAUCUAUGAUGCUGAUCAUACUGUUCUUCAGGCAUUUAGUGGGUCUGGGAUUGAUGUUGUUGUCUGCAUUCCAAAUGAAAAUCUUAUAGAUUUUAGUGUGAAUGAAGAACGGCCCUUGGAAUGGAUUAAGGUAAAUGUUCAGCCCUUUUUGCCUGACACACAUAUCCGAGGAAUUGCCGUCGGUAAUGAAAUAUUAGAAGGAGCUGAUCAGAAUAUUGCCGAAGCACUCGUCGGGGCUUUCAAAAAUGUGUAUAGCUCUCUUGACCGGCUUCAAUUGGCAGAUAGCAUUGAGGUCUUAACACCACAUUCACAGGCAGUGUUUGCUAAUUCUUAUCCUCCAUCAUCCUGUGUUUUCAAAGAAACUGUUCUUCCAUUCAUGCUGCCACUCUUAGAAUUCUCUUCAAAGAUCGGCUCUCAUUUCUACAUAAACGUGUAUCCGUUCUUGGCGUAUAAAAAUGAUCCUGAGCAUAUUGACAUCAAGUAUGCUCUAUUUCAGUCGAACCCGGGAGUUUAUGAUGCAAAGACUGAUCUACACUAUGACAAUAUGUUGGAUGCUGAGAUAGAUGCUGUCUAUGCUGCUUUGGAAAGUGUUGGCUAUGACAAAAUGGAAGUUCGGGUAUCAGAGACAGGCUGGGCUUCUGAGGGGGAUGAAGGUGAAGCAGGUGCUAAUCCUCAUAAUGCUCGCACUUACAACUUUAAUCUGUAUAAGCGCCUUCUCAAGAAGAAGGGGACUCCCCUCAGACCGAAAAUUCCUGUGAGAGUCUUCUUAUUUGCAUUGUUCAAUGAGAAUUUGAAGCCUGGUCCAAGUUCUGAGAGACACUAUGGAUUGUUCAAGGCUGAUGGGAGUGUUGCAUAUAAUAUGGGAUUUACUGGUCUGAGAUCUUCAGACGGAUCAUCAUCUCUCCUGUCCCUUAAGGGUAUUGGAUCUCAAGGUUGGCUGGUACCGUACUCCUUUGUUCUUUCAGUUUGUGCGGCUACUCUUUUAAUGGUCUUGACAACUUAAUAAAAUCUAAAAUGUAAUCCUCUAUUCACUAAUGCCAUGCCAAUGUGAUCUUGUUUCAGAUCUUGCCAUUGCUAAUUUGUUUAUUCUUUGUAUUAUUCUCCUGAAAAUUAUCAAAUAUGUUGAUCAUUCUAAUGUGACUGGAAUCAUCAGAACUGUUGUUAUUUUCAUCUUGGUUCCACUUCUGGGUUGCUUUUAAAUAUCUGAUGUUGUAUAUUUGUUGCAAUGUUAAAAGUGGAGGUCCUUGCCACAACAGUUGCAUCACAGGUCAAUGUGUGUUUA